This is a messenger RNA of Colletotrichum chrysophilum, 1014 nucleotides long. RefSeq lists its product as uncharacterized. The record is from RefSeq and is a predicted model, not a curated record. Bases 1 to 1014 code for a protein of 337 amino acids. Gene Ontology annotation, cellular component: cytoplasm; nucleus. The transcript has 7 exons. NCBI's taxonomy places the organism in Eukaryota, Fungi, Ascomycota, Sordariomycetes, Glomerellales, Glomerellaceae. Gene Ontology annotation, molecular function: inorganic diphosphate phosphatase activity; magnesium ion binding. Gene Ontology annotation, biological process: phosphate-containing compound metabolic process.
AUGGGUGUCAAGUCGAGCAUAUUCAUGACCGCGGCCCUUGCUGCCGUUAGCGACGCGGUGAGCUUAGGAAGCUUUGACUACAAGUCGCUCAGUUUGAGAGAAGUCGGAGCACGCAACACUGAGGACUGGAGGAUAUGGCUCACAAAAGACGGCGACCCAAUCUCAUUUUGGCACGACAUCCCAACAUGGCCGGAUGUGAGCGACAGGCAAAUCAUCAACGUCGUCAUCGAGGUUCCCAGGUGGCAAGACGCCAAGAUUGAGAUGGCGAGGGAUGAGCCAAUGAACCCAAUCCUCCACGACUCUAGGAAUGGUAGCCCUAGAUAUGUCGAGAACGUCUGGCCUCACAAGUCUUACCCCUUUUUGUACGGUUCUAUCCCUCAGACGUGGGAGAGCCCCAACUUCAAGCAUGAGUUCACCGGAUUGAACGGCGACAAUGAUCCCGUCGACCUCUUCGAUAUUGGUCAAGACCCCGGAUACACUGGCCAAGUGAAGCAAGUCAAGAUUCUUGGCGGUCUUGCCUUGGCUGAUGGUAAUGAGACUGAUUGGAAAAUCAUGGGCAUUGACAUCAAGGACCCCCUUGCUCCGCUUCUCAACUCCUGGGAGGACGUUGAAAAGUACCGCCCGGGAACUAUCAAGACCUUCAGGGACUGGUGGACCUACUACAAGGUUGCUCGAGGCGACCCAGUGAUUGAUAUCGUUGGGGACUGGUAUCAGAAUGUCACCUUCAUGCAGGACGUUCUCAUCGACAGCCACCGCACCUGGGAGGAGUUGAUCAACGGCAAAGUCGACUCGAACGAAAUCAACUACAACCAGACGGCAGACUCCGAUGUCGCCAAGAGCUACGUCAAAAAGAGCAAGACGACAAAGAAGUUCGACAUUCCCAAGAAGAGCAAGAUCAAGCCUGCAGCCGACAAGCCCGAGAAGUACAAGGGCUGGUGGUACAUUGACAGCAACUACACCUUGCUUGAGGUACCUGAGGUGCAGCAAUUUUCAUUCAACCGGCAGUCGGCUUGA